AUGACGAAAGUUCGAGUCUUGAACGUCACCUGCGUCUUGCUCUCGCCACAUGACGGCGUCCCUCCGGAACCCGUCAAGCUCUCCUUCUUAGACGCCUCCUGGAUUUCUUUCCUCCCCCAAGAACGGCUGCUGCUGUUCAGCACCGAACGUCCAAUCCCCUCCCUCGUCGAAGAGCUCAGGGAGUCCCUCUUCCGGAGGAUCUCUAGAUAUUAGACCCUCGCCGGGAAAUUCACCCACGUCGACAGCACCAGCGACCUCGUGAUAAGUUUCUCCGGCGACGGAGAGGACGGGGUCGAUUACAUAUGGGCAGAGGCGGAGGGGAUCGAUUUCCAGCUGCUCACGGACGACAAGCACUACGACAUCGAGUCGUUCUUGUCUCUUGUGCUGUUCUUGGACGCGAGUCAGCUGCCGGCUCCGGUGUUCUCUUCACCACUGGAACUUCCGUGAUGGUCGAUUUUAGCUAUCCGACUAUAUGUGAAAUUCAACAAUCGGCGUGAGCUAUCGAUGAGAACCAUCGUCGUCAGUUCAGCGAGCAUCGCCUCCUUGAAGAACCGAGGCGUCAGCGCUCACCGGCUCUCGACACUGAGGUAUCAGAGCCUACAGGCACUCAAGUGUGGAUCUAAUGGCAUCUUCUUCUCUUCUCAAAUCGUAUCCACCAUCGCGCCUUCGAUUAUCAUGGCUGUUCCGACCAGUCUGGUGGUUCCUGUCCAAUUGACUGGAGAAAAUUUCUCGGUAUGGAAGAACACGAUCGUCCCUCUUCUUAAUGUCUACGAUCUUCAAAAAUACAUCAAUCAAGACCUGCCGGCUGCCACGAUCAAUGAUCAACCGAAUCCUGCCUAUCAAGCCUGGUGGCACAACGAUCAGUAGGUGCUCGGCUUUAUUAACUCCUCUCUCUCAGAAAUCAUUCUAUCUAAACUAGGUCAAAAAACAACCGCCAAGGAGCUCUGGACAGCCAUUCAGAAAACCUACUCCUCGUCCGAUCGCUCCCGCAUCAUGGACCUUCAACAGCGCCUCCACAACUUUGUCAAAGGCGAUUCCUCCAUCGAAGAAUACAUUCAAAGGUUCAAACGGCUUGCCGAGGAACUUGCUCUAGCCAGUAAACUUGUUGAAGAAACGUCUCAGAUCUGUGUUUUUUUAAGAGGCCUCGGUCCCAAAUAUAGCGCUUUUGAUAUUAGCAUUAAUGCUAAUCUCGAUCAUCUUACCUUCGAGGAUAUCACAUCCAGUCUUCGAUCCCAUGAAGCCAUAAUAGCUUAUCACCAACAGAUGGCUCAUUCGACACUCUUAUCUACCGUAGCACCUCCGACAAAUCUUGCCCAAACUAAUCAAACCGACAAAUCUUCUGGUCAUCUGCAAAAUUGGUUUCAAUCCAACCGUGGAUCCGGCAAUAAUCGUGGAAGACGAGGACGGGGGAACCGGAAUUGGCAGCCACGCUAUCAACUCUGUUCUCAAUUCGGCCAUUGGGUGUUUCAAUGUAGGGAACGGUUCAACCCUGCCUUUCAACCGCAACCUCAACACGCCUACAACCUACUUGUCCCAAAUCUCCACAUAUCACUCAGCGCUUACUUGACAACUCAUCAUAAUCCACAACCGGCACCGCCCGAUAGUGGUGCUACUCACCACAUCACACCUGAUCAAAGGAUCCUCCACUCAUAUACUCCUUAUCAAAGCGCCAAUCAGCUGCAGAUAGGUAAUGGCUCAAGUAUGGCUAUUUCUUCUACGGGCACCACUAUAAUUAAAACCCAUUCUUUUCUCUUAAAAUUAAAUAAUAUAUUGCAUGUCCCUCACAUUCGAAAACAUCUACUUUCCAUUAAACAAUUUACCACUGAUAAUAACGUUUUCAUUGAAUUUCAUACUACCUACUGUCUCAUGAAGGAUGAGAAAAAACCUCCAAAAUCCUCCUCAAGGGAACAACAGAAGAUGGACUUUAUCUUCUUCAAUCACAUGGUCAACCUUUGGUUUUCUUGGGAGCAAAGACAGACCUUGCUACAUGGCGCAACCAUCUAGGACAUCUCUAAUUUCAAAUAUUAAAUAAGAACAUUAAUUAACAUGGGCUUCCCUUAUUUCACAUACCCAAAAAUAAUUUCGAAUUUUUUCAUACUUCUUCUCAUAUUUCUCCCAUUACAUCUCUUUUUCAUUUCUCUUAUUACGUAAUUUUUAUUGAUGAUUAUAGCAAAUUCAUGUGGUUUUAUCCUCUCAAAAAUAAAAGUGGUGUUUCAAGCCUUUAUCGAAUUUCAAGCAGAGGUAGAAUGACUUUUUUCUAGUAAAAUUCUUUCAUUUCAAUCAGAUUGGGGUGGUGAGUUUCAAGUAUUGACCAAGCAUUUUCAGGGUCAAGGCAUUUAUCAUCGCAUUUCUUGUCCUCAUACACCUCAAGAAAAUGGGACUACUAAAUGCAAAUAUAGACAUCUUAUAGAGACAGCCCUAUCUCUUGUCAAACAGGCCUCUAUGCGCCAAGAAUACUUGGAUGAAGCCAUGUACAGCUACUUAUCUUAUUAAUCAAAUGCCUACCUCCAUUCUAAAAUUUAAGAGUCCUUUUGAAAUUCUUUACAGAGUUAUAGCUGACUAUCAAACACUCAAAACCUUCAGAUGCCUCUAUUAUCCCUACACUAAAUCUUAUGCACAACAUAAAUUAAAAGAUAGAUCCGGAUCCUUUUUAUUUUUAGGAUAUAGUUUACAUCACCACAAUUAUAGGUAUAAGUCUCUUGCUUCCAGAAAAAUUUAUAUAUCUUGUCACGUAGUAUUCUAUGAGUCCAUAUUCCUUCACUCCACACCACAUCUAGUCAAACCCAAUUCCUCCACUAUUGAUAGAAGAAUUCUAGGUUUCUAUCUUAACUAUGUAUCAGUUCCUAUCCUUCCUUCCUCACCCCCGAUUCUACCCCUCCUUCAACUUCCUCCCCUUCGCACCAAAUAACAGCCACCACCACUUCCUUGUCCCCCACUCAAAUUACUCUCAUUUCUGAUUCCCCUACUCACUUGUUACCUGAGUCAACCCCUCACCCACCCAAUAGUGACAAUUUAGAUCCAACCUCUUCUUCCUCAACUCCACCAGCCAAAUUUAGUCGCAUCAGUCAUCUCUAUAGGGAUACCACAACAGUCCAUCUAGCUGCCACCUAUUUAGCAACCUCUUAUCAACUAAAUGUCCGUUACCCUAAUGCUACCAUCUUACUCUCUCUCACAAGGAACCCAAAAAUUUCUCCACUGCCUCCAAACAUUCCCUAUGGAGACAAGCCAUGGAAUCGAAGUUUGAGGCUCUCCAAAAAAAUCAGACUUAAACCUUAAUCCCACGGCCCCUUAACACACAUAUAAUUGAGUAUAAAUGGGUCUACCAGUUAAAACUUAAAUCCGAUGGAUCUAUAGACUGGUAUAAAGCCUGAUUAUGGCAAAAGGUUUUUCUCAAUAAGAAGGGUUUGAUUAUUUCGAUACUUUCUCACCUAUCAUCAAAAUACAACCGUAAGGCUCCUUCUAUCCAUACUUGUUAGUCACCAAUGGCACAUCCAUCAAUUGGAUGUGUCCAACACCUUCCUCCAUAGAGAUAUCACCGAGAGUAUCGUCAUGGAGCAACUAGAGGGAUACAAGGACUCCAAUUUCCGUAAUCAUGUCUACAAACUUCAUAAAUCUAUCUAUAGAUUAAAACAAUCCCCUAGAGCAUGGUUUUCCAAGUUAUCUUCUUAUCUUAUCUCUCUCGAUUUUAUCAAAUCAAAAACAUAUACCUCCUUAUUUUUUCCAUAAAAAAACCAUUAUUUAUUCUAAUUUAUGUUGAUGAUCUACUAAUUAAUUGACCAAAUUUUCGUUUUAUUAAUUUUGUUAUUUCAUCACUGAAUAACAAAUUUGCUAUUAAGCAUCUCGGGCAUGCUCACUUUUUCCUUGGAAUAGAAUUACUUCAUGUUUCCACAUGUUAUCUUCUCUUGCAAUCCAAAUAUCUAGUUACAAUCCUUCAACGGGUAUGUCUGGAUCAAUGCAAGUCUUGUCAACUUCAUGGUCAACCUCUAUAACCGACUUUCUCAACAACACUUCACUUCCCGAUCCCAAGCCUUAUAGAAGCAUCCUCAGUGGUCUACAGCUCACAAUAACAUGUCCGAACAUGUCCUAUGUUGUGAAUCAGGCAUGUCAAAAGAUGCACAACCCCCUCUCAUGAAGAUUUGCAAACCCUCAAACUUCUUCUUCACUAUCUAAAGUGCUCAAUUACUUUGGACCUUCAUCUCUCUCAUGACUCCCCUCUUCAGCUCACAGCCUAUAGUGACGUGGAUUGGGCCUCUUCUAAGGAUGAUCGCCGAUCUACUAAUAGUUAUCUUGUUUAUCUCAUAAGAAACUUAAUCUCCUAGUCAUCGAAGAAACAUUCUACCAUCUCGAGAUCAAGUAUAGAGGUUGAGUACAAAGCUCUAGCAAACACGGUUGCUGAGCUUAUCUAGUUAAAUUUCCUUCUUAAUGAAAUUCAGAUCAAGCCACAAGGAGCUCCAAUUCUACUACGACAGUCUAAGAGCUACAUAUAUCUAUCUAUUAAUCCCGCCCUCCACACUAAAAUGAAACACAUUGAGAUUGACUUUGACUUCGUCCGUAAAAGGGUCGCUACCAAAAAACUACAAAUCGGAUUUCUUCUCAGCACUCAUCAGCUCACUGACAUCCUAACAAAACCUCUCCUCAAAAGUUUGUUUUAAUGGCUAAGAAACAGGCUAAAUCUCGUUCCGAAUAUUAGCUUGCGGGGGACUGUUAACGCAUAAGGUAUUCAACAACAACACGUGCCAACACCAUAACCGUCGCCCCAGCCAAUCAAACAUCGCCAACAAUCAGAAAAGAUUAAAACUCUCACUCAGUCAUCGGUGAACACGUACGAGAGUUAAAUAUAGAAACGGCUAAAACUACAGUGACGUCACGGGACCCCAUCCAAUGGAUCUAUUUUGAUCUUAUAUAAAUCGCUUGUAUUCAUCUAUUUUGGUCAAAGGAAGAUUUGCUUUCUCUUGUUUCCUCUCUCUCUCUCUCUCUCUCUCUCUCUCUCUCUCUCUUUCUCUUCCUCUUCCUCUGUUCUUCCCGUUCUGCCAGUUCCUUCCUAAACAGGAACUCUCCAUCUCUUUUACCUAUGUGUUCCUUAAUUUUCGCUGCUUACUGCCGCUUCCACCUUGACCCUCCCGUCGAAGACCGCUACUUUGGCAACUGCAUCAAGCCCUGCGAAGCCGUGGCGAAGGCGUCUGAGCUUCUGGCUGGUGGUAACGAGGGCUUUAAGGCGGCUUGCGCAGCGGUUCAGAAAGCCGUCUAGGAGGACACUAGAGAUCCGUUGAGCAACGUUGAGCGCUGGAUAACGAACCCGUUUCCUCGGGGGCUACAGAUGAACAGACUGGUGAUUGUGGCGGGGUCGCCGAGGUUCCGGGUGUACGAUGUGGAUUUCGGAUGGGGAGGGGCGAGGAGGGUGGAGAUGGUAUCCCCUGACGGGAAUAGGGAGGCGGCGCUGCUCGCGGCGAGAGGGGGCGUGCAGCUCUCGGUGUCCACCUCACGGCUGUGCAUGGAUGCCUUAGCCUCCUCCUUUGUGGAUGGUCUGCAGGCCUGA
Molecule: messenger RNA, 5536 nt
Organism: Spirodela intermedia
Lineage: Eukaryota; Viridiplantae; Streptophyta; Magnoliopsida; Alismatales; Araceae
Source: the annotation of a GenBank genome assembly